GAACUAUUAGGGUGUUGAAUAUGAUGGGCGCGGAUUCUCUAAAAUCCCAUAACCCCUAAUAAAACCCAAAGCCACAACCAUCGCGGCAAUCCCCUGAACCCCCACAAAGCCGAAAACCUCCAACCCCAAAAACCAUUACUACCAGCAACUCCAGCCACCAUGACGUGCUUCUCCGCUGCCAGGUCCGUCAUCAGAUCCGCAAGGUCCCGUAGCGCCGUAGCUUCGAGGCUCAUCAAUGGAGGCAGAUCCAAACCAGCACCUUCUUCUCCAUUCCGCAUCCCCAAACAAAACAUGAACCAAAAUCCCCUCUCUAAUCGUACGUUUAGGUUGCCUGUGGAGAUGAGCUGCUGCUGCGUGGAAUCGAUGCUUCCUUAUCACACCGCCACUGCCUCUGCGUUGCUCACUUCGAUGCUCUCCAUCUCUCGCCGCUCCUACGGUUGGACUCCUGAAGAUGGAUGAUUGUUCCGUGCGGUUCAUUGAUCAUUGAUCGUAGUUUUGAUGGAUUUCAAUCAAGUUUGUAAGACUUGCUGGAGGCAUUACUUUUCUUUCUUUAACCCUCCUCACCUUUUGGUCUUUUCCUUGAGUUGUGGCAUCGUUGAGUCUUUGAAUUUAAAAUUUCAAUGUGGUGUUUCAUAUGCAAGCAUUGAGGCCAGCCUAUCUCAUGAUGGUUCAAAUUAUUUAAAAUAGUUUCAAAUACUAAAUAAGAGUUAUAAUGUUGAUUUUCA
This is a messenger RNA of Ziziphus jujuba (common jujube), 725 nucleotides long. RefSeq names its product protein NUCLEAR FUSION DEFECTIVE 6, mitochondrial. The record is from RefSeq and is a predicted model, not a curated record. Gene Ontology annotation, cellular component: mitochondrion. NCBI's taxonomy places the organism in Eukaryota, Viridiplantae, Streptophyta, Magnoliopsida, Rosales, Rhamnaceae. The transcript has 3 exons. Bases 160 to 459 code for a protein of 99 amino acids.